GCUUCUGAAAGGGGUUUGUCGGUUCCCGCUCUCCUCUUCAGUGCAAAAGCUGUUCAAACGAAGGCUCCUCUCUCCCUCUUCAGUUUUCAGUUCUGCUGAAGCCUCGUCCGCAGCCGCGUGCUCUCUUCCCUCACCACGUCUUCACUCACUCCCCUGCACGUACAGUAGCCCGCUAAGCCUUUCAUUCCUCGAGCUCUUCUGCACUGACAGCAGUGUUGUUCCAUCCGGUGAUUGAUUGGUGAUGCCGACGGCCCCCAUGGUGUUGCAGCAGCUGCGUCACGGGAACGGUCUCAGUCUUGCACUCAGCUUGCGGCUGCACGAGUGCCAGUCGGAUAAGCACACGCCGACGCCGCAUGAGUUCAACUGCCGGCUCAUGCCUGGGUUCUUCGGGCUCUUCACGCAGGCCCUGCUGGGGGUGCUGUCCUUCAGCACCCUCAUCUUGAAGUGGUACUAUGAAGAACCAAGGAGGAAGUAAGCCAGCCGCUGAUAUAAAUGAGGCGGGACACACACACACACACACACAGAGAGAGAGAGAGAGAGAGAGAGAGACGGAUGGUGUCGGUAUGUCUGUGUGGAUGUCAGGUUGGCUGUGUUUGGGUUCGACUCGUCGAAGCAGCUGAUAGGGGCGAUAUUUAUGCACGUGCUCAACAUUAUCGUGGCGUCCAUUAUCAGCGGCUUCAAGACACGAGGGGACCCUUGCGAAUGGUAAGGGCAGACAGACCAGAUGGUGUCCGCUGCUGGAUGAAUGGAUGAGUGGAUGAGUGGAUGGAUGGAUGUGUGUGUGUGGUACGGCCAUGGGGGAUAGGUAUGCGGUCAACGUCCUGGUGGAUUGCACACUUGGGGUGCUCGUCUCCUAUUACCUGCUGCUGCUGUCACAACAGGCACGCACCCACCCAUACACACAUAGACGCGAACACAGAGAGACGCAGAGACGUAUACAUCUCUCUCUCUCUGUCUUUCCCUGGUCUGGCCAGGUCUUCCGCUACCAGUCAGGCAACUAUACAGGCGGCGAGCAUCAGGACGACACCGAUUUCUGCUUCAAAGAGGUCAACUGGCGCGCUUACUGGGAGCAGGUAACUUAUAGAGAGAGACACGCACCUGUGCAGCAUCCGCCUGGGUCUGCGUUGCCUGCAGGUGGGGAUCUGGCUGCUGAUCCAGUGCGGGAUGAAGGUCAUCACCAUGAUCUUCUUGCUCAUAUUCGCCCGCCCUCUCAUAUGGAUUGCUGGCACUCUGCUGUGGCCCUUCUCAUCUUUCCCAAAAACAACAGUGCGCCAGCUUCCAUGUGUGUAUCCAUCGGCGUGAAUGUGUGUGUGUGUGUGUGUGUGUGUGUAUUGGUGAGCUGUGCAGCUGAUGGUUGUGAUGGUGAUUCUGCCGCUGGUCACCAACUCUUUCCAAUUUUGGAUGACUGACGCCUUCCUGAUGGUACGUCCGUCAGCCGCCCAGCCGACCGCACAGCAACCAUAUCCCCAUGUCUCUCUCUCUUCCCCCCCUCUGUCUAUGUGUGUGUGUGUGUGUAAAGUUCCACGAGCGGAUUAAGACACCUUUGCUGAGCAAGCACACAUCGCGGCAAGACGCCGCACGAGCACAACGAAGACAACAAGAGCAGAGAGAGGGGAGGGAGGGGCGGGACUGCGGCAGGGUCUGCUAGUUGUGAGCAGACCCUUCUGUUGUGGUGUUGUGUGUUGUGUGUGUCGAUCUGUGUUGUGUGUCGAUGUGUGUUGUGUGUAUUCUGGAUGCGAUUCGUCUCUUCGAUGACAGCAGGACAGGCAGAGAGAGAGACGGACAGACACUCGGGUGGUCAGUCACUUUCUGAGCUUCAUAGACCCGUCAGUUGUCCCUUCAUGAUUGCACGUG
Vitrella brassicaformis is the source of this 1854-nucleotide messenger RNA. The record is from the annotation of a GenBank genome assembly. NCBI's taxonomy places the organism in Eukaryota, Vitrellaceae.